AUGCCUCCAACGUGUCCUUUCAACAGCAAAAAUGAAGUAAUGAAUGGAAUUUCAUCGAACGACAUUGUUCAAGACAAAUUAAUUCCUAUUCCAUCACAUCUGAAACAAUCAAAAUAUGGCUUUAAUGCCUUCUUACUUUUAUUACAAUAUGUUACGCCUUUUCAUCUGAUCGCAAUGGGUCUUUUUCUUUCACUUUUCCUACCAACAACCAUCAUUGCUAUUCUAUCGUUUGCAUUUUUUCUCUAUCCGUUGAUUAAACAAGUAUUACGAUACUACAAUUACCUACCAGUCCCAUAUUCGGAAUGUAUCAUUCGUUCAACAUAUAGUGCACGGUGUGAGGGAGAUUUCGUUGUUUUUCUAAUUGGUAUUCGACCAAAUGGUGCAAAUCCACUCACAAAAUCUUUUAAAGAAAUUGUCGCGGCAUUUCAGAAAAUGAUCGCAGAAUUAGAAGCCGAUCGUACGUUAGGUUAUAUGGGAGGUGAUCUGUACGUUAGUGCAAACAGUCGAAAGAGUGCGACUAUGUAUGUACAAUACUGGCGUAGCUAUGAAGCAUUACAGAAAUGGACACACACACGAUUAGGAACUCAUGUCAAAAUUAUGUCGGAGUACAUGAAAACGGAUCGGUUUGAAGGUGUCAAUGGAAUUUGGCAUGAAACAUAUAAAGUAAGAGAUGGUGAAUAUGAAUGCAUCUAUGGCAACAUGCCGCCAAUGGGCUUGGCUUUGGCAACACAAGCUGUGUAUGAGACAAAACUCAAUAAUGGGUCUAAGAGAAUGCAACAAAGACAAAAAGAAAAGGAAGCUCAAGGUUUUUAG
Adineta ricciae is the source of this 813-nucleotide messenger RNA. Lineage: Eukaryota; Metazoa; Rotifera; Eurotatoria; Adinetida; Adinetidae. The record is from the annotation of a GenBank genome assembly.